AAUUUUGUGGCAAAAGGCAUUUGCUGGGAUUCGGAUUACAAUGCUUCUCUGAUCAUCUCUUUUUUCUCCUUCACUUUAUCUCUUCUGGCACUCCUUUUAGGCAUGCCCGAAACUCAACAAUUACAACCUCACAUCAUGGUAGCUAACGGAGCAAAUUCAAGUCUCGGGCCAGUCAGCGAGAGAACGGUUUUGCGACCUCAUCAGAUCAGGUGGCUCCGGAUAGUCCUCUACAUAAUAUUUGGCAACUGUGGCCAAGUAUCAGCUACACUGCUUACAAGACUUUACUAUGCGAAAGGUGGAACUAGCAAAUGGGUGGGAACACUUGUUCAGGUUGUAGGUUUCCCUAUUCUCCUUCCCUACUACUUCAUUUCACAACGCAAGGGUAUCACGCCGACCGGUACUGCUGAUGUCGAAACAAAACCAUCAUCACUUCUAUUGCUGUUUUGUGUCUAUAUAUACCUUGGACUACUUAUGGCAGGAAAUGGGUAUCUGUUUUCAGUUGGCUUAGAAUACCUCCCUGUAUCUACAGUGGCGUUGAUUUCAGCAUCCCAGUUGGCCUUUAACGCUUUCUUCUCUUAUUUCCUCAAUUCACAGAAGCUCACUCCUUUCAUCAUCAAUUCUCUAGUUCUUCUCACCAUUUCCUCCAUUCUCUUGGUAGCAAAUAAUAACUAUGAAAGGCCUCCUGGAGUCUCUGAUGGAAAGUAUGUAAUUGGCUUCAUAUGCACCAUUUUUGGAACUGCAACAAAUGGCUUGUCACUUGCUUCCCAACAACUGGCCUUUCGGAAGGUUCUAAAGAAGCAGUCACUUAAAGUUGUCAUGGAUCUUGUAAUCUACGAAUCACUUGUUGCAUCCAUUGCUACAUCGAUAGGAUUCCUCGCAUCCGGAGAGUGGAAAGGUGUUAAGAGAGAAAUGGAGGGGUAUGCGCUGGGGAAUACUUCCUAUGUCAUGAUCCUGGUUUGGACUGCUGUUGCUUGGCAGGUCGCCAUUUUUUGUGGUGUAGCAUUGGUGUUUGAGUUGUCUGCUCUCUUUGCCAAUGUCAUAGCUGCAGUGGGAUUGCCGAUUGCUCCAAUAACAGCCAUGCUUUUUUUCCAUGACAAAAUGAGUGUCAUAAAGGGAAUAGCCAUGGUGUUGGCUGUUUGGGGCUUCCUUUCCUAUGUGUAUCAGCAGUACCUUGACGAUCGUGAUUUGAAUGCUGAAACUAAAAAUGGGAGUGAAAUUUCUGAGACUUGACGCUCAAUCAGGGUAGCUUCUGUAUCAAGAAAAUCAAGGCCAGUUUCAGUCUCUAUAUAAUCUUCUGUUUGGUAAUCUUUACAUAAUCUGUAUAUAAUAUAGCAUAUUAUCUUUGAUUGAGAGGCCUUCAGGGGUUUCCAAGCAAUCAUUAAAGAAAGCUAUAAUUAUUCUAGAUUGGGAAUUGGUAUAAAGUGAUUGUGGUGGAAUGAAUUUGCUA
Molecule: messenger RNA, 1447 nt
Organism: Durio zibethinus
Lineage: Eukaryota; Viridiplantae; Streptophyta; Magnoliopsida; Malvales; Malvaceae
Source: RefSeq, a predicted model, not a curated record